Dendronephthya gigantea is the source of this 4380-nucleotide messenger RNA. Its product is annotated as protein Jade-1-like. Lineage: Eukaryota; Metazoa; Cnidaria; Anthozoa; Malacalcyonacea; Nephtheidae. Gene Ontology annotation, biological process: regulation of transcription by RNA polymerase II. The record is from RefSeq and is a predicted model, not a curated record.
AACAACGAGAUCGGAUCGAAACGUUCCGAUAUUCGGUUCCGAUGUUUGUCUGCUCGACUAUUUCGAUUUUCGAGUGAUUUCGUGCUCUGGAAACAUGGCGGGAAGAAUUUGCUGUAAAUUUGUGCAAAAAUAACGAGCACUUAAAUGAAACACAAAAUAGAUACGAUACAUAAAUUCUAUGGAGAACUACAUAAGUGAUUCAUAAGUGCAUUAUAUGUGCUGAGAACACCACGCGAAAGGUAUACCGUUGUGUGUUGUAUCUGUAUCAUAGGUCACAUGUCAUCGUUUGUGUUAUAUUUAUGUGUAUUUAUAUGGAAAAUAGCAUUUCGUUGCAUAAGAAGAAAGAUAUUCUUUGUUUGCCAAAUUCUGACAUUCUCAUACUGUUAUUGCAGUAUUAUUUUGCCUUUGUGUAUUUUGUUUUCCCAUUAUUUUGGAUAAAAUGAUGUGGUCACGCUUGAAUAAUUUGUCCUCAUGAACAUAUGACUUUACUGGUUUAAUAGAGUAUGGAUUCAGAUUACAAGCCCCGAGGGGAAUAUUUAUUAGCAGAAUUUGGCCACUGCCAGCUGUUGAACUGUUGAUUAGUAUUUAGUUUAUACCCAGGAUUAUUGACAAUGAAGUGGAAAAAAACCUAUUUUUCAUCCAGUUUUACAACAGUUUUACAGAGAUACAGUACUGCCUAUAUUUUUUCAUUUAUACGUGUAACUUUGACUUUAAAUAACAAAAAGGAAAACUACAAAAUCUUCUAGAUAUCUAAGCCUCUCUUGAGUUGUUAUGCCCAGGAAAGAAAAAUCUCUUAUUCUCCUCAUUUGCAAAUUUAUUCUGCAUAAACACAGUGAAGUGCUUUAGGGGCUGUUCACAAAGUAUAUUACACUCUUUUGGCCAUUUUUUCACAUUCCCCCUACCUGUGACUCUGUGUGAUAAUCACUAAUAUACUAAUGUCAAUGAUUAUGUGAUGCUGAGCUAUUGUACAGUCUGUACUGUAUAUAUCCCUUGCCUAUCCACUGUUCUAAUAGUACACUUACUACACUAAAAUAGUACACAUCCAUUCACACACAAUAUAAGAUGCCUCAUAAUAGUCGUAAUGCCUAACAAGAGUUGAAAAACAUUGCAACCAGCAUUAUUCAUGGUAUGACCUCUAGAGUUGAUUUGAACAAUAAACAAACAAUUAUUCUGCAACUUUGUCACCAACUAAUUCUCACCUCUUGUCACUUUACAUCACCAGUGUCAGCCCCCCACUAACUAUGAUACCCUCUCAAAAAAAUCCUCCUCCACCCCUCAGAGAGUGCAAGUGAUGAUGCAGGAUGAUGGAAGUAAAGGUGAUGUUCCAGUUAAGAUAACAAUCAAGGAUGGGAAGAAACCUGCAGAGGUGUUUAGAACUGAUUUGAUUACUGCAAUGAAGAUUCCUGAUCAUCAGCUUGUCACACCUGGUACUUAUUUUAAUCUCAAUGACCCUUGGAAGCAAGAAUGGGAAAAGGGUGUUCAGGUUCCUGUUAAUAAGGAGUCCUUACCAAAGCCAUCAUUUAGUGUUGCCAAGUCAAACAAGAUUUCACCAGCAGAGUUUAGAAUGCCUCAUAAAUUGUUGAAAUAUGGAUCGAAGAAAGAAAACCAGAGACUUCAAUCAUAUGAUUUGGAUGAUGAGGAUAUGGAGUGGCUAAAAACUUUAAAUAAUUCAAGGAAGAAUAAAGGGCUUGAACUUCUUGAUGAAUUGACAAUGGAAAAUGCUAUUGGAUGUUUGGAGGACCAGUGUUAUACCAAUAUGGGGGAGACCAUUUCCACAGCGAAAGGACUGAGCAUAGAGUAUGAUGAGGACAUAGCUUGUGAUAUUUGUAGAUCGCCAGAUUGCGAAGAAGGCAACGAGAUCUUGUUGGAUGUAUGUGAUGUAGCUGUUCAUCAGGCUUGCUAUGGAGUGCAGAAAGUACCUAUUGGUAGUUGGGUUUGUAAGCCAUGCACACAACUAUUAGCCGAUAGUUCAUGUUUGCUUUGCUCAACACGUGGAGGCGCUAUGAAGAAGACAAAAACGAAGGAAGGGGAGGGAUGGGUGCAUAUGAGCUGUGCACUGUGGAUUCCGGAGGUUAAAAUCGGGAAUGUCGAGAAAAUGGAACCUAUCACAAGAAUUGAAACUAUUAUUCCUGGGAGGUGGAACUUGUUAUGCCACAUAUGCAGAGAGAGACAAGGGGCGUGCAUACAAUGCUCGGUAAAGUCGUGCGUUACCGCUUUUCAUGUCACGUGUGGUUUUGAUAAUGGUUUACAUAUGCAGACUGUGUGGGAUGACUCUGCACCUGAUGGGGUCAAGCACGUGUGUUAUUGUACAAAACAUACUGAAAAGCGAAGUUGUAGAUCGCCAUGCAAGUCACCCUCUUCCAUUCAGACACCACCCAAAUCACCCAAGAAUUCCUCCCCAUGCACAACGCCAUCAAAGUCCUCAUCAACAUUUAGAGCCCAAGUACAGGAAGAACGAGAUAAUCUUCGCCAAAAUAGGCUGCGUGGAAUGGAAGAGGAGUUCUACAAAUAUGCGGAUAUACAAGAUCUUGCUAAGGAUUUGAACAUUACUAAAGAAUUAGCAACCUCAUUGUAUCGUUAUUGGACUUUAAAAAGAAAGUCGCGAGAAGACGCUGCUUUGCUUUCCCCAACAGCUGAACAGCAAGAACUUUUGAGUGGCCGGCAGAUUAAACCAUUCCAGAAGGCAACGAUGGAGGUUGAACGAGUGGUACGAUUACGACAAGACCUUGAAAGAAUUCGUAACUUGUGUUAUAUGGUUGAAAAACGCGAAAAAAUGAAGAGAGAGCUAACAGCAACGCGUGAAGUAGUGUUUCGCAAAGAACUCGAAGUGGUCGCUGAUGUGUCGGGUAAAAUGAGUUUGGAAGAUAUCCAAUGGGCACGCUCUUGUUGCGUGAAAAAUUUCACCGAAUACGAGGUACUGCAGAAACUGGAUUUGCGGUGUCCAGAAAAGCCAAAGAUUUAUAAAAAACGUGGCAGGAAACCUAAAAGAAGAAUAAUAAAGCGAAAUAAAGACAGAUAUGUUCCAACUGCGAGCCAGGCUAAUGCUGCUCCCACGAGUGAAUAUAGCGGAGAAUGUGACAGAAGCGAACUUGUUAAUCGGAGCAAUGAAUAUGCACACGGUUCCAGUGAUGUUUUAAGUGAUGAUUUAGAUAUUAAUGAUACAACAUCCGCUGAGGAAUUACACAUGAAGAAAACGUCAUCACGCAGCAAUAUAUUACCUGUUAACUCUGUAAAUAACCUUUCUGCACGCCCAGGGUUCUCAAGAAAUGAGUGUUUGUCAUCUGACUCAGAUUUCGAAGAUGGGUUGGCUAGGAAGGAAAGGCGACGACCUUCUACAAGACAACUGCGAAGGCGCAAGUUAUCAAAAUCUAGGAGAGAUGCAGUUGGUCAAACUAGUGAUGCCGAGUCCACUCCUAGUUUAUCACCUGUUCCAUCAAAAAUCAUUUUGAAUGGUUUAAAUCUGAGCGCUCGUGUAAAUUUGCCAGAAAUGAAGAACGAAUUGAGUCGGCUUUGUAGCAUCACCAACAACAGCGCAAAUGGGCAUUUUAAACAAAAAAGAAAAAGAUUGUUUAGUGAACUGUCUGAGGAAUGCAACGAAUUUGAAUCAUCACGGACACCAAGAUCAAAUGUUCCUAGCGAACAUUUGAACGAUAACAUGAAAACCGUCAAUGAAGUUUUUGACACAGAAAGCAACGAGGAAGGAAUUAAUAAACCAAAUUCGUCGUGUAAUCGUAAGAGUCAAUCAGAGGAAGACGGCAAAUUGGAGGUUCGUUUGACAAGAUCGAGAAGCCGUUCAUCGUGCCCCGGUUCUCCAAAGGCUACACCUGAACAAGGCGAGGUCUUAGGUACUUUGCAGUCGGACACCAACAGUGUUGGUCCGGAGGUUUUACGAACAAGGUCGACAUCAACCAUUCCAGCGAUUAAUGGCGUUUUGUGUAUCGCAAAAAACAAAGAAAAGAACGAGAAGAACAUGGAAAGUCACAAUAGUCUUUCAAAGGAUACCAAUGUCUCGGAUGUCUCAUCACGAACUAGAUCGCGUAGUAAUACAAUGGAUUCAUCCCCGGUAAAGAAUGACAUUGAUGUCUCCAACAUAUUGACAUCUCAAAUCAAUGAAUCAAAUUUUAAGCAGGAUAUUGUUGUAAAGGAAGUAAUCCCUAAAAGUUGUAGAACUCUCAGGCGUCAGACAAGGCUAUCGAAUGACUUGGGUACUUCAAAUGGGAAAUUGUAUAGUCCGAGCAAAUGUUCGAGAUUUUUUGGUAAAUUGCGGCAUGCGGCAACAACUAGUGCGUAAGCUUCGUGACUAAUAUUGUAACCUUUUAAAAGUUGCGCUAAACAGUUCAAAAUUUGUUAGUGUUUUUAUAGUCAAUAAAAUUUACUGUU